CACAAAGCCAUCGUAGUCGACAAAAUGUCCUCCAAAAGGAAGUCUCCACCGAACAAACUGUCGAACGCCGCUUCGCCGUCGGCGGUUCAGGUCGAAAAAAAUAAUUUCAAGAAAAUUGCCCUCAAAAACGAGGACCUAAUAAAAUCCUCACCGGUCAAGGAGCUGAACUGCGCCUUCGACGCCAGUUUCCUGUCGAUGCAGAAGAUGCAAGCCCAGCUGGAGCCCAAAUUCGUAAAGAACAACGAACACAGUGACUACAUUAUGAGCCACCACAAUCCGCUCCAUCAUCAGCAUCAGCAGGCACAGCAGCUGCAUCCGCAUCAUCACAACCCGUUCGGUGCCCUGGGCGGUAUGCCCGGUGGUCAUCCGCUGCUGAUGGAUGGCGAUUUUCACCAGUUCAAUCUACCCUUCCUGAACGUGGCCAGCUACAUUCUGAAGGGUUCCGAUCCAACCAUCGGCAAGCACGACAACUUUCAGCUGGCUAUGAAUCUGGACAAUCUGAACAUUUCCAACAGUCAACAGGAGAUGCAGCAUCAGCCGCCUCAGGCGGCUCCUCGUAAGGUUAAUAAUCUGAUUCUGAACCACUUGAAGUCGAUUGUGGAUAAUUUUGACAGUUUAAAUAAUAAUGUGAAUGAGAAAAGUACUUACACACCACCACCGCCACCUGUGGCGGCCCAGCCGCCCUUGGCCAACAGUAACAGCAACAACUGCUCACCGGUGAAUACGGAGGACACCUCACCGGGUGGUCCUUUGAUGAACAACCAUAACGUUGACGGCAAAGGUCAACAGUUCGAAGGCUUCCGGAGCCGUCUGGACGAACGCAUCAGCAAUCUGCAGCUGAGUAAGCGUGAAAUCAAUCUGAUGAGGCUCAACCUAAGUUUGCUGGACUUUCCGAACGAGAUUCCACCGACUCUGCUGAACAAUAACCACCAGCACGGCUAUGAGGAUCGACCUCCUCCCCAGGGGGAGGACCUCAACUACAGUACCUCGCAAAAUAAUAUGAAUAUUAAAUUAAUUAAAAGAAGCUUCAAGGAGUCCCUGUACGAGAAGGAGAAGAACAUCAACCGGUUGAUCAUGUACUUCACCAUCUGGCGGGAGAUGCUGCUGAAGGCGGAGUUUGCCGAGAACAAAAAGUACAAAUUCAACAACAAUUCCAAAUCCAAUCUGGACCCAUCGUCGCUGAUUCCGCCGGGUCCCUCGUCGGCAAUCGGAACGCCCCAACCGGCAUCGCCGGUUGCAACCCCGUCGGCAACGGUUACCACAGCAACGGUCACCAGCCUACCGCGCAGCACCCUGCAGCCGAGUGUCACACCGACGGCAUCGACGUCGACUUCCGGCGAUUGCGAUACGCCCGGCGAGGAGCCCAUCGAUGCGGACAAUUGCAUCCAACGCUACCGCAAUGUAUUCCAGGCCAUCUCGAACAAACCGCUGGAGGUGAGCCGGCAGCAGCCGCCUCGCAAAAACCCCCGGAAGCGUCCGCCCGGGUUCACCGACGAGCAGCUGCUGGUUGGGAAAUCGUCGCCGGUGGACCUGCGGUCCGGACCGACGACGCCAUCCUACGAGCUCGAUUAUGAGAAAAAGGAAGACCAAAGAUACCUGAAAGACGACGCGCCAAUCAAUUUGAGCAAGCGCAAGAGCGACUACCGGGAGAGUCCCAUUCGGGAACUCAAUAACGGUAGCAAGCUGGUCGGCGGUUUGUUCAAUCACUGCGAUCCGGAUGAACUGAGUCAACGGUUGGACAGCGGUGGGUUACCCCUGCUGGACAAAGAUGCUGAACGUUAUUUGCUCAAACCGAAGCGGGAACGACUCGAUCCGGAGCCCAGUCUCUUCGACUACAAACCGGAUGCCCUCAAGCCCAAACUAAGUCUCUACCAAUCCCCUAGUCCUCAUCAUAGUCCAGACGAGAAACAGUUAAUGAACGAUUUCACCCUCCCGCAACCAUUCUUCAUCAAAAACCCGGACGCCCAUGGCAGUUCCGUUAACCCACCCGGACUUCCCGUCCCAUUCAACAGUAGUGCCAUGCUAGACAACAUGAACCGCCAUUUACUGCGUCAACAGCAGCAACAACAACAACAGCAGCAGCAACAGCAACAACACCAACACCAACAACAAAUGAGUGCUGGCCUCCCACCGGGAGGCAGCAAAAAGGAUAAAUCCAACCAACUCUCGAUGGACCUAAGCCCGGCGGACCUGAACACCUCGCGGCGGUCCGGUGCCGAAAAGAACCACAUCAAGCGGCCGAUGAACGCCUUCAUGGUCUGGGCGAAGGACGAACGGCGCAAAAUCCUGAAAGCCUGCCCGGACAUGCACAAUUCGAACAUUUCCAAAAUCCUCGGCGCCCGCUGGAAGGCGAUGACCAACCUGGAAAAGCAACCGUACUACGAGGAGCAGGCGAAGCUCUCGAAGCAGCACAUGGAAAAGCAUCCGGACUAUCGGUACCGGCCGCGGCCGAAACGCACCUGCAUCAUCGACGGCAAGAAGAUGCGCAUUUCCGAGUACAAGUGUCUGAUGAAGAACCGCCGGCAGGAGAUUCGCCAGUUUUGGACGCGCGAUUACGACGGUUCGAGCGAUCAGGGCAGCUGCCCGCUGAAGGAAGCCGGCAAGGCAAUCAAAAACGAGGCCAUGUGAGAGGACGCACCGGGGGGUCUCGGCGGCAGCACCGGCGGUGGCUGGAGCGGUGCCGUACCCCCCGCAGGGUUUGGUUGUUUUGGAGUGUAAUAAAUUAUUAUUGUUGUGUCAUUGUGCGCGGAGGCGGAAGAAGAAGAAGCAGAAGAAAAGUGCAGCAGCACACCAGCGGGGAAAGGGGGAAAUUGUU
Molecule: messenger RNA, 2815 nt
Organism: Sabethes cyaneus
Lineage: Eukaryota; Metazoa; Arthropoda; Insecta; Diptera; Culicidae
Gene: Sox102F
Exons: 5
Coding region: 25-2628 (867 amino acids)
Biological process (GO): regulation of transcription by RNA polymerase II; cell fate commitment
Cellular component (GO): nucleus
Molecular function (GO): RNA polymerase II cis-regulatory region sequence-specific DNA binding; DNA-binding transcription factor activity, RNA polymerase II-specific
Source: RefSeq, a predicted model, not a curated record